Messenger RNA from Galendromus occidentalis (western predatory mite), 1188 nucleotides. Its product is annotated as transcriptional repressor scratch 2-like. Gene Ontology annotation, biological process: regulation of DNA-templated transcription. The transcript has 5 exons. Bases 1 to 1188 code for a protein of 395 amino acids. The record is from RefSeq and is a predicted model, not a curated record. Lineage: Eukaryota; Metazoa; Arthropoda; Arachnida; Mesostigmata; Phytoseiidae. Gene Ontology annotation, molecular function: RNA polymerase II cis-regulatory region sequence-specific DNA binding; DNA-binding transcription factor activity, RNA polymerase II-specific.
AUGCCCCGGUGUUACCUUCUGAAGAAAAAAGUCGCCGCCCUAGAGCUCAGGAGAGCUGCGGAACAGGAGAAGUUCAACGCGAUCGCGCGCCACGGUGAAGUCAAUUCCCUGACCGUCGCGGACAGCCUGCACCCCAAUGAAGUUACCAUCCUCAAACCGAUUGCGCCUCCUCGAGCCGCUUCUCCCUGUGGCGAUUAUGCGGUCUUCCCUGAAUAUCCUCCUUCACACCAACAGCAGCUCCGUGGAUCGCUGGAUUUCACUCCUACGCAGCCGAUGGGAGACUUUUCGGAUUCGUCGACGACCAAUACUUCGUUGCAAGACCCCGAGACUCGCUCUUUUCCUGAGAGCCAUCGAGCCUUACAGUCUUCCCCGAUCACCGAAGCUAAGCAGCAUCGGAUUUUCAAUCCGGCUUUCGACGCAACUCCAUUCAAACCCUUUCAUAAUUCCGGCGCCAUGGAUCUCACAACUCGACAAAAACACACGAAAUCUUCCGUAACGAUCUGUUAUACCUACGAUGCAUUUUUCAUCUCAGACGGCAGAUCGAAGAAAAAGCUCAAAUCCUGCUCGACUGACGCCAUACUCGGGGUGAUUCCCUCCGCGAAACCGCAAAACGAGCCCGAGGGCCGUUCCAGAUACUCAUGCUCGGAAUGCGGGAAACACUACGCGACGUCAUCCAACCUCUCGCGACACAAGCAAACUCAUCGGAGUCCAGACUCGCAACUGGCGAAAAAAUGUCCCACGUGCAGCAAGGUCUAUGUGUCUAUGCCAGCGCUCGCUAUGCAUCUGCUGACGCACAAACUCAAUCAUAAAUGUGCAGUGUGCGGCAAGGCUUUUUCUAGGCAAUGGUUGCUCCAAGGUCACAUGAGAUCUCAUACAGGCGAGAAACCCUUCGGAUGCGCACACUGUGGGAAAGCGUUCGCUGAUCGAUCGAAUCUGCGUGCUCAUAUGCAAACCCAUUCCGGACUCAAGUUCUUCAAAUGCACGAAAUGUGACAAACGUUUCGCACUCAAAAGCUACCUCAAUAAGCACAUGGAAUCUGCAUGCAUAUCGAAUUGUGGCUUUCCGGUUGAGAACCUGAUCGCCCUCCAGGACGAAGCUCAUAGCAUGCCGAUCUCAUUUUUGGGAAAUCACUCAGAUCUCGCAUCAGAAUCGAUCAAUGGAGAUAGCCCGUUGCGAUACCGGGACUAA